Sphaerulina musiva SO2202 is the source of this 519-nucleotide messenger RNA. RefSeq names its product acyl-CoA N-acyltransferase. The coding region runs from base 1 to 519 and encodes 172 amino acids. Gene Ontology annotation, molecular function: acyltransferase activity, transferring groups other than amino-acyl groups. NCBI's taxonomy places the organism in Eukaryota, Fungi, Ascomycota, Dothideomycetes, Mycosphaerellales, Mycosphaerellaceae. The record is from RefSeq and is a predicted model, not a curated record. The transcript is spliced from 2 exons.
AUGAACAUUACGACUGAGCGGCUCCUACUGAGGCCAGUCCAGCAUGACGACCUGGAUGGUUUUCACAGACUUCAAGCUGAUCCUCAGGUGACGCAGUGGACCAAGCAGGGACCGUGCAAGACGUUGGAGCGCUCUGAACAGAUGCUCGACGAUCUGCUCGUGCUCGUGAACAUUUCACCACCAGACCAGCCUAUACUGAUCCAUGCCAUCACAAUACUUCUAUCUUCAGAACUGGUCGGGCUUGUGGGAACCUUCAGGCCACGCGAGAUUGGGUUCUCGCUUCUACCAAGUCACUGGGGUAAAGGCUAUGCUCAGGAAGCCACGAGAGACUUCUGCACAUGGUAUGUCAAGGCAUUUCCGGCGCAGACAUUGUUUGCCAAAGUGAAUGCCGACAACGCAGCAAGUAUCAAGUGUCUUCGUAGGUGUGGCUUCUCGCCUGCUACCGAAAUGGAACUUUCCUCGGACGACGCUUUUAGCAAAGACACGGAAAGGGUGACGUGGCUUCUGAGGGUACCCUAA